UGCCAGUAGACCUGUUACAUAAACAGACUUUUUGCCAUUGAGCUAAUUUUUUGCAACAAAAAUCAUUAUAUUAACCAAAUCAGUCCCACAAACCACACUCAGCGCUUGUAGAUAACGAAGUGCCAACUCAUAUUUCAAUUAAACAGCAUAACGAUAUCUGAUGCAUGUUCGAUAAAUAACGGAACCGAACAGUUAUUAAAACAAUCGGUGGGAAACAUAAAUAUUUUAAACAAAUUGAUCGCAGUUCGUGUUCAGACAUUCGUGACACUGACGCCUCGUUUAAUGUAAGAGUAUAAAGGACAGUGAUAAAACAAUGUGGAAUAAAGGACUUAAUGGAAUUAAGGAUUAGUAGUGCAAUACCAGACACGAUAAAAAAAUAGAAAUAGAUAAAGUUAUAGAUACUCAAAUACAUGAAGAUAAUACAAAUAAUGAAAACGACAUACUUAAUACUGAUGCUAACACUAGUGGAGUCUAAGUAUCUAAACAAGUUGUGCGACCUGCCCACGAACGAUCCAACGAAGCAGUGUUACGUGAAGGAGGCUCUCUUCUCCAUCAGUCACAGCCCCAACCAAUUAGCUGUCGAUAAAUCAACAAACACUCUUUACUUUAGCUUCGAUACGGGGCAGGGUGAAUACAUACCGGCACUCCUGAAGAUCGAUACGAGAAAACUAACUGUGUUACAGGGCAUCAAAGACGCUUUUGCGAUAGCAAGCAGCCCAGGUGAAAUGUACUUCGGAGGCAGCUACGGUAUAUAUAAAUAUGACACGAUCAAGAGAAAUCUCUGGAGGCUGAACGUGCCUAACUUGGAUAUAUGGUGGUUGUUCAUAAAAAAGAAUAUUCAUUUCAUCAAAUUUCCAAGUUUGAAUGCAUAUUCCUACUCAAAUAGAACUGUUAAGGAAAUGAAAGCAUUUAGGUCGAAUAUUGUUCAUCAAUUUGUAAUUGAUAAGAACGAUAAUUUGUUCUUUAUUAACAGCACUGGACUCUACGGGAUCAAGAGUGGUACGAACGUUGCCUUACUUUUGAAGAACAGUCCUAGGUUUAUUGGAAUGGCUAUAGAUCAUAAGAAUGUGGUACAUGUGUGCAGUGAAGAAGGGAUUUACGUUGUUAGGAAAAUGAUACAAAAGGUAAAGAAAAUUAUCAGCAUCCAAGGAGUUCUCGGAAUGACGUUCGAUAAGGUGAACAAUUUGAUAUAUUCAGAUUCACAUGAGCUAGUGCGUUUAAUCCCCAUGGCUAAGGGGACUUAUGUUAGCAAUGGUAUAUAA
Messenger RNA from Manduca sexta (tobacco hornworm), 1262 nucleotides. RefSeq names its product ommochrome-binding protein-like. The record is from RefSeq and is a predicted model, not a curated record. Bases 411 to 1262 code for a protein of 283 amino acids. Gene Ontology annotation, molecular function: protein binding. Lineage: Eukaryota; Metazoa; Arthropoda; Insecta; Lepidoptera; Sphingidae. The transcript has a single exon.